AGAUCGACGUCCCCGAAAUUAUCGUAGAAGACAGAUCUGAAGACAGACACGAUCUGGCAACAGGUAGUAAAGAAGUUCUCUACAACUAUUGCUUCGGACCGCAAUCUGAUGACAAAAGCAGAAGGCGACACCAAGAACGAUGAAUCAGAAGCUUCCAAAGUUAUUGUUGAAACUGACGAUGACCUUACACCCGCCGAACGACAGGCAAUGGAGGUCAGUAGCAUGAUAUUUUUUUCCCCUUGGCGUCUAAGGAUCGAAAAUAUAGUCCUUUAUGACUACGAAUUAUGAGACGGUUCAAAAACUUGAGGAAUGCAUCCCCGAAGAAUACUUUCCUGACAUACUCCUCGUCAACGACCCUUCCGGCUUCACGAUAAGUGACAAUCCAUUUCUUAGCCGUCUGUCGCGUACGCUGCCUGUACGCUAUAAACGUGUUUGGCCGAAGUUGAAGCGCGAUGGCGAGCUGGCCACGCUCUUUAACAAUGACCUCCAUUGCCCUUCGGCGUUCCACUGCACACCGACACAGACGGAGAGGUACGCUGCUAGUGAGUCUCGACGAGUCGCCACGCUCGACCUUUCGGGCCCACCACUUCUCGGCAAGAGCAGCCAUUCUACCACAGGCGACCAAUGCGUUUCCGUAGCUGUGAAACUGGCGUUUUCUCUUAGUGAAGAUCGGGAGUUGCUUGAAAAUGAGGGACGAAUCUACGACGCGUUCCCGGAUCAUCUGCAGGAGAGCUACUGCGGCUAUAACUUGGUAGCCCCAAUGGACCACCCUGUCCCCGUAGGUGCGUGUGUGCCCAAGUUCUUUGGGUAUUAUGUACCCGUUCAGGAGGAGGAAGAAGCUAAGCAUAGGCGAGAAACGCUGAACAGGAUCAAGAAAGAGGUGGAAAGAAGACGGGAACGAGAGGUGAAGAGAGAAGCUAAGAAGAUAGGCAUAGACGAGGCGGUGGAAUCUACCGAUGCGUACGGAAAAUCAGCGGAAGAAGAAGAGGACGACUAUAGUGGCGAGGAUAAUGACGAUAACUUCUCCGACUAUCCACCUCUACGAGUCGAAGAAAUUCGUUCCCCCAUUCUCUUACUCGAAGAGUGCGGGACGCCUAUCGAACCGGAAGAGUUCUCAGAAGAUAAGAGAUCUGAAUGCUUCUCACUAGUGCUUCGCCUUCACCAUGCAGACUUUGUGCACAACUCGCUGUAUCCUCGCAACAUUUUGCGACAGCCAGGUCCUCUUACCGUGCGACCGUCAGAGCGAUCGUUGAAGACGCCGAGUUUCAGGAUUAUUGAUUUUGGGAGAGGAAAGUUUGUGCCGUUGUUUGUGGAGAAGUUCCUUGAGAUCCCGUGGAAAGAAAUGGAGAGGGUCAAAGAAGUGUCGGAGAUGGGGAAAGAAGAGGCUGUUCAUUGGUAUAAUGACAGUACCGGAUCCGAAUCGCGGAAAGCCGCGAGAAUCCUAUAUGUCAACGAUUAUCAGUUAUAGUUUGUAAAGUGUU
Molecule: messenger RNA, 1481 nt
Organism: Guyanagaster necrorhizus
Lineage: Eukaryota; Fungi; Basidiomycota; Agaricomycetes; Agaricales; Physalacriaceae
Exons: 6
Coding region: 272-1468 (398 amino acids)
Source: RefSeq, a predicted model, not a curated record